Molecule: messenger RNA, 2732 nt
Organism: Brienomyrus brachyistius
Lineage: Eukaryota; Metazoa; Chordata; Actinopteri; Osteoglossiformes; Mormyridae
Gene: upp1
Product: uridine phosphorylase 1
Exons: 8
Coding region: 377-1303 (308 amino acids)
Biological process (GO): uridine catabolic process; nucleotide catabolic process
Cellular component (GO): cytoplasm; cytosol
Molecular function (GO): uridine phosphorylase activity
Source: RefSeq, a predicted model, not a curated record
AUGUAUACUUGCAACCUAUAUGUGCCGCAUAUAGGAAUUAAAAGCUGGUACAAAAAUAAACGUAGAGAAUAAUGAUGAGUGGCUUCGUUUCGGUAGGCUACGUUAAUAAAAAAUUGAGUUUUAAUAUGUAUUUAAAAUACUAACCGAUAACGAAACUCUUCGUUUGCCACGUUUACUUUCCGUUGGCAGCUCUGGUGUUUUUAAGAUCCUCCUACAGACCUAACCGUCACCAUUUAUAUUGACCACUCUUCAUGCAGAAUAAAGCUGCUGUCGAAUGCUGAUGGGAUAAGCUUAUUCCCCGUUAACCGCAUAUAGAAGAAGCUCACGUACUGUACCGCACCCUAUUCCAGGCAUCUUCGAUCAACAUAUAGGCAAGAUGGCCUCUGGUCUGGAACAGAGCGGGACCGGCAAAAGCCCGAAUCCCAGUUACGUAAAAAAUCCACACUUAGAUUUAAUGAAGGAGGAUUUUUUGUACCAUUUUGACCUGGGAACAGCAACACAUGACUUACCAGCAAUGUUCGGGGAUGUGAAGUUUGUGUGUGUUGGGGGAAGUUCAUCGAGAAUGAAGUCAUUCAUACAGUUCAUUGCUGGAGAACUUAAGCUGGGAGACCCAAAGGAUGAAUACCCCAACAUCUGUGCUGGCACCGACCGCUUCGCCAUGUACAAAGUGGGACCUGUGUUAUCUGUCAGUCAUGGCAUGGGCGUCCCCUCCAUCGCAAUAAUGUUGCAUGAACUCAUCAAGCUCCUGCAUCAUGCACGGUGCAGUGACGUCACUUUGCUGCGCCUUGGAACCUCCGGCGGCAUAGGCCUCGAGCCAGGCACUGUGGUCAUCACCAGGCAGGCUGUGGAUGGUAGUUUUGUGCCACAGUUUGAGCAGGUCAUCCUAGGGAAGAAAGUGUUGAGAAGCACUGCCCUGGACGAGACGCUGGCUGAGGAGCUUCUGCAGUGCGGCAAGCAGCUGAACGACUUUGAGACGGUCAUCGGCGACACCAUGUGCACUCUGGACUUUUAUGAAGGUCAAGCCCGUCUGGACGGUGCUUUCUGUUCCUACUCUGAGGAAGACAAGCGGCGCUACCUGAAUGAGGCCUACCGGGCCGGUGUCCGGAACAUUGAGAUGGAAUCCACUGUGUUUGGCGCCAUGUGUAAGAUGAGUGGCCUUCAAGGUGCCGUUGUGUGUGUCACGCUGUUGGACCGUUUGCAAGGAGAUCAGAUGACAAGUUCCCAUGACCUACUUCUGGGUUACCAGCUACGUCCGCAGAGACUGGUGGGAAGCUACAUCAAGAAGAAACUGAAUGCAGUGUAGGAAGCAGGGAUGAACAGAGCUGAUUUCAGAGAUUUUCCAAGGUCAUUGUACAGGACACUUUGGAUGCAGUAUUACAUUAUAUAUGAAUUACACUCUCUUUUAUUUAGGAAAGAUUUCCUCAGAUAUUACUGCUAUUGAUGCUCUAUAUUUACUACAUAGUUCAACAAAUAGAUGCUACCAAAAGCAAAUCAUGCUCAUUUAACCUUAUGACUAUUAAUAUUUCAGCAUUUGCCAAAAUGAAAUAAUUUGCUUUAUAACUUUGCACUACCUGUUAAUUUACAUAACUGAUUAUAAGAUAGUGAUAGUAAAAAGAUAUAUUGGAAUUUUUAAAGUGAUCGUUCUAUAAAGAGUUUGUUUUAAAAAAAAAAAACUAUUGUAUAACUCAUAAAAUGCAUUAUUUCAAAUGAUGCAGCUCAUUAAAACCUUGCCGAUUAAUUAGGCAGUUAAAAUCGGCUGGAGAUAAAGAAUACUCAGAGAACGCUCUGCCUUUUCAAAGUUUCAAGUUAACGAUCCAUAAAUAUUGUUCAGGGAAGACUCAGUGAAGUGGAGUAUGAUUAUGUGUGGAGUUCAAUAUCCUGAGGGUAUAGAUUAAUAUUGAUUUUUAUUUAGCAAAAGGUGGCCCCAAGUGGGUACUACUGGGUACUAGGUACUAGUGGGUACUACUGGGUACUAGGUACUAGUGGGUACUACUGAGUACUAGGUACUAGUGGGUACUACUGGGUACUAGGUACUAGUGGGUACUACUGGGUACUAGGUACUAGUGGGUACUACUGGGUACUAGGUAUGGGCGAGGUUGCAAUAGAGCAAAGGAAACUUUUUUUAUACUAUGGAGGGAUUAUUUUGGAAUAAAAUUCCUGUUUAGCACUAAGUGCAAAUCUGGCACAUGCUGAACUGCACUGAAUCCCCAAACAAGCAAGAUGGACUCACUAGUGUGUAGCACAGCGUAUUAUGCACGAUGACGAUUAAACUACAAGUGCACUAAGAUUUUUAAUGGAAACUUGAAAACCAAAUUAAGUAAUUAAUAUGUUAAGUAUCUGAAUUCUUCUCAUGGUGAAAAAGCACAGACCAAAAUGCACAUGUUCUUCCUUCCCAGCAUCUCUGUGGGCUUUUUAUGUCAAGUCAAUACAAAAUUGAUACGGCUGUAUACAGCGCACAACUUAAAUGAUGAGGUCUGUGUACUGAGGGGCAUGAACGAAGCCAUAUUAACCAUUGGGAGGGGUGCAUGCCCCUCCCACCCAGUUCCCACCCCCCUGGCUGUAUAGUCAUUUUUACAUGGAGCUUUUUAAAAAAUAAUAGGGUUUUUAAGCAAAUGACUGUUUUCUACAUUAUUUGAAAUGCCAGUGACUAAUCACAUAAACAUGUAUGGACAAAUGGUGCUUGCAAUUUUUUUGUAACCGCAGUAACACGAAAUAAACAGCAAUUAACUGGA